This is a messenger RNA of Naumovozyma castellii, 867 nucleotides long. RefSeq names its product tRNA splicing endonuclease subunit SEN34 (gene SEN34). The record is from RefSeq and is a predicted model, not a curated record. NCBI's taxonomy places the organism in Eukaryota, Fungi, Ascomycota, Saccharomycetes, Saccharomycetales, Saccharomycetaceae. Bases 1 to 867 code for a protein of 288 amino acids. The transcript has a single exon.
AUGUCAGUAACGAUUCAUAUUCUGCUGAAUAAAGCUGCUGAUGAAAUAGUGUCACAAUUAGUUUUUGAUGUUGAAGAUAUAAAGAAACUGAGAAAAUUGGGAAUAUGUGGGAUCUUGAUGGGCACAUUACCACCCGCCUCACAGCAAAACGUAUUCUUGUCUGUACCAUUAAGGUUAAUGAUGGAAGAAACUCUUUGGUUAUAUGAGAAGGGAUAUGCGAAACUUGUACUACUGAACAGUCCAAUAGAUGCAAAUUUGGCUUCAAAGGUUCAUGAGAAUUCCGUUAAACUGUCCAAUAUAUCAGUUGAAGCCAAUCAAAAAUCAUUCGAAUCACAAAGACAAUAUAAGACUGAGCAGCACCGAAGGAAACUGGAGGCUUUGGGUCUACUAACGGCUGAGAACAAUGAUAAGACAGCAAAGGAUAUCCAAAAUAAUCAAAAGCUGAUCGAGUCAUCUCUUUUUGUUGAGAUACCGAACUCUUCAAGAAUCCUGAGCUUACUUGAUAAAUCUACUGAUGAGAAAGAUGUGAUAAGUAAACUCUAUUCAAAUUGUGGGCAAAAUUAUCAUAUUUUCCGCGAUUUGAAGAACCAAAAUUACGUACUUGCUCCAGGAGCCAGGUUUGGUGGUCGCUUUAUAGCAUAUCCAGGUGAUCCACUUCGAUUUCACUCACAUUUGACCGUUCAAAAUGCAAUUGACUACUACAACGACCCUAUUGAUUUAUUGUCACUAAUCGGUGGCUCUAGGUUAGGUACUACAGUUAAAAAACUUUGGGUUAUUGGAGGCAUAAAAUCGGAAAAAGAUGAGACACAAGUUGAUAAUUCUUCGACAUCUUCCUUUUAUUCUGUUGAGUGGGCAGGAUUCGGUUGA